GUGAGGAACCAGGAAACAACCUUCCUCUCUGCGGUUUUCAUCGUAUUUCCUGCCUAAUAUAAAAAGGGAUUAAAAUAACAGGAUCAAGACACUGAAACCCCUCAGCAGCAGUUCAGAAAUAACUCAGACUUCACACAGAAAUCAUUACAAACGCUUGUAAAAAUACGCGCUAUGUACAAUACAUUUAAAUGGCGCCGGUUCUCCAAAGCGGCAGAAACGACGAGGACUGGAUGUCAACAUUACCAGAGGAACUGUGGGACAUUCCCCUGACUGACCUAACCAUACCAGGAAGUCAUGAUGCCAUGAGCUACUGUCUGGAUAUCACCUCUCCACUGGUCAGAUCUGAGUCUGAUUCCUUUCGACUCCUGGAUAGACUUUUCUACUGUAUUACCCGCCCCAUCAUUUACAAAUGGGCCACUACCCAGGUAAAAAACAUUGUGGAGCAACUACAAGCUGGUGUCCGUUACUUUGACCUUCGAAUUGCACACAAACAGAAUGAUACUUCUGAUGAUCUUUACUUUACUCAUGUUAUCUACACCCAAGUCACAGUUGUGGAAACGCUACGCUGUAUUGCUGAAUGGCUCAAAGCUCACCCUAAAGAGAUAGUCAUCCUGGCUUGUAGUCAUUUUGAGGGGUUAAGUGAAAACAUGCAUGAGGAAUUUAUUUACUGCCUAAAGAAAAUAUUUGGUUUAAAGCUGUGCCCUUCCAACGCUGAUAUUACCUUGCGGGGUCUGUGGUCAUCAGGCUAUCAGGUAAUUCUUUCAUAUGAAGAUCAGACAGCAGAACGUCAUAAAGAGCUAUGGCAUGAAAUCCCUUACUGGUGGGCGAACAAGGCCAAUGCUGAGGAACUUCUUCUGUAUCAUGAGUUUCAGAAACAGCAAAGUCGUCCAGAAGGCUUUUUUGUAACAGGCCUGAACUUGACUGCCACCCGAUGCUUCAUUGGUUCCAACCCACAAGUGUCUCUGCAGAGCCUGACCAUGGAGAACUGGAAGUGUGUAAGGCGUUGGCUGGAGGAUCAGAAAACUGGAUCUGAGUCGACAAGCCUCAACAUCAUUGCAGGGGAUUUUAUUGGCUGUAUUCCGUUAUGCCCAAUUGUUAUUGAUCUUAAUAAGAGACUGCUUAAUAAAAGUGGUCAUUAAGGCAGCUCAAGAAUUGCUAAGCAAAGACAUUCUUAAACACAACUGUAUUUACUUGAGUUCAUACUGGCAGCGGCACAAUGCCAAGAGCCCAAAAGUCAUUAUGCUAAGAGGAGUAGAAGCAAAUAUUAUGGCAGUUGUAGCCUAGCAGUUAAUGUGCUGGAUUAGUAAUCAAAGGUCACUGGUUCAAGCCCCAUCACUGCCAGACUGCUGCUGUUGGACCCUUGAGCAAGGCCCUUAACCCUCAACUGCUCAGAAUGUGCAGUCACAGUACUGUAUGUCACUUUGGAAAAAGGCGUCUGCUAAAUGCUGAAAAUUUAUUAAAAACAAGGAACAGAGUCAUUAACAUGUCAAGGCUUCAUAUACUUUAUUUAAAUGUGAUCAUGAAAGGUUGGACAGCUACUCCAGCCUCACUUUCCCAGGAUGCCUUGUUUUUCAGUCCAUGAAAAUUUUAUAGCAGUUUAUCUCAGGGUUCUGUAGGCCGCUGGAUUUUCUUCUUACCAGUAUCAUUGAACCAUAUCUUUUUGGACCAUGCUGCACAAUAUAUAAAUAAAUAGUUUUAAGGAUAAACAAUGCAGCCCAAGGAAAUCUGGAAAUGCAGUAGUUACUGUAAUCCAUAGUCAAAAUCUGGUGAUUCCUCUUGGAAGGGACCAGCUGUAAACAUGAGUAAGCAGCAGCCGCAUGUCAAGUGAACUGUGAUUUGGAUAAUGUGUGGCAAAAAUUUGAUAAAUAAGUAAAAAAAACCAAAAAACACUGCUGAUGGGGGCCUAGGGUAGGAGAACA
This is a messenger RNA of Trichomycterus rosablanca, 1919 nucleotides long. It is a transcript of the gene plcxd1.2, whose product is annotated as PI-PLC X domain-containing protein 1. Gene Ontology annotation, biological process: lipid metabolic process. Gene Ontology annotation, molecular function: phosphoric diester hydrolase activity. Lineage: Eukaryota; Metazoa; Chordata; Actinopteri; Siluriformes; Trichomycteridae. The transcript is spliced from 6 exons. Bases 189 to 1139 code for a protein of 316 amino acids. The record is from RefSeq and is a predicted model, not a curated record.